Messenger RNA from Tuber aestivum (summer truffle), 963 nucleotides. The record is from the annotation of a GenBank genome assembly. Lineage: Eukaryota; Fungi; Ascomycota; Pezizomycetes; Pezizales; Tuberaceae.
CUAUAACCCACGAUACCAGAGUAGUAAUAAUAAUUCCGGUGAUAACAACAAAAAAAAAAAAGACAACAUGUCGAUGGACUCACUCACCCCGUACGCAACCAUCCUAUGCAUCAAUGCCAGGUCACAGAACCCGCAACCAGCCCAUCCUCAGCUCAGACCUACAGUACAGUACAGUACUAGUACAGCUCAACACGGCAGAGUACACACCGCACCCCAAAAGUCAAGUCUUCCUCCCUUCCCCAUGCUUCCAUCCAUUCACCCAUCCAAUCCUUCCUCUUUUCUUUCCUUCCUCCGACCCGCUCGGGGAUCGCCGCAGUAAGUCUAUCAAAAAUUCACACUAAAACCCUACGACCAACCGUGUAGGCGCUGAGUCGGCUGACAUACCCCCGUUAGAUGUUGUUCCUCCGAGUGGAUGUGCUGCAGGAGAUGGAUGGCCGGUCAUAAGCGCUCACUCGAGAGUGGUUCCCGAUCCUGGGGUUUCCGGGCUGUAAGGAGAGGCCCUGUACGGGUACGAUACUCUACAGAGUGCGUUCUCCGGGGAAAAAAGGGAAACCUUGCUUAUGUCAUCCUACCCGACAGUCAUAACUUCACAUGAUAAAACUGCGGAAAGGAGCCAAGUGUUUGGAGUCCCCGGUUUCUCGAUUCCCCGGUUCGUUAUUUCGUUAACAGUGGUUUUAACACUCAUAUUAUCACACGCAAUAGCGCUUCCACACGCCGUAAUCUGGUGAUAUAUCAAUGAGAGGCCCUACCGCCGAACGGAACUUAAUUAUAAAUAGGUUUUAUGUGCUCGUUUGCACAUGAAAUAGCUCUCAGUCGUCAUCCAAACAGACCUUAGUAUAGACGAGUUUAUCGGGGGGGUUCUGUAGGGAGCCAUGAACGUGAGCUUGAACUUGUAACUACAACAGUCUCUCACAUCCCUAAUUCAAGCGCAGACCGGGGUCCUGGUUGCUCCUGUGAACAAGU